AACUUCGAAACAAAGCGAAACUGCAGUGAAGUCUUAGAAAACAACCCCAUUGAUGAUGAUACAACAGGCCCUAUGGAUACAAUAACUCAGAAACAGAGUGGAAAAAGAAAGGUCAAGGUCAAGAAGAAGUCUGCAGUCAAAAUGAAAGUGUCAGCACCUGAGCCGGAUAUUCCUGAAAAGAAAUCGGUUAAGAGCAAUAAGCAGAAAAAAAGUGAGGAAUACCGGCGAAUAAAAGAAGUGGAGAAAAUGGUUGAGGAACAAAAACUUAAAAUGGAGAAAGAUCGGGAAAAAGAACAGAAGAAAGAGGAGGAUAAUGAGAAGUUAGUUAGCCAACGGGUACUUCCCACUUAUGAUGUAGUAUCAGCCAUGGAAGCGACAUGCUCCAAGACGGAGAAAAACGAUAAACAGGCUGCAGAUGUUGCAUCAGGUGCAAUACCUAAACAACGGAAAUUUAUCGCAGCAUCCAGAAGAACCAGGGAUAAGGAUGGUAAAAUUGAACAGGAGAAGAAAUCCAGCCUUUUGAAGAAAGCAGGGUCAUUUGUCGAAACUGAGGAGCGAAACGUCGUUCUUCGCAAAGGUGGCACUUUAAACAUUCCUCACGGUAACGAGGAACUUAGAUCAUGUAAGGAGUAUAAGAGUGAAGACAGGAAAAGUGACUGUGAGGAAGAACCAAAUAGUGGAAAAGGGAAAAGGAAUAGAGUCACGACAAGAAGCCAGGUGGAUGAGGAAUAUAGAAAACGAGAAGUAUCAGGGACUAAAGAAAAACGCACUGGCGUAAAAACAAUAAAAGAUCGGUUCGAUGAUCUAGGAACAGAGAACGGAUCAAGAAAUGAAAUAGAUGGCAAAGAAAAUCAUGUGGAUUCAGGGGUAGUUUGGCGAGAAGAUGGAGAAAAGAGAGAAGAGAACAUUCUAUCCUGUGAAAAUGUUCCGCAUGGUGGCUUGUUUGAGAACCAAGACGUAUGUUCGUUGCAUCGCGACAACCAAGGUGCUUAUAAGUCGGAGGAAGAAGACAAAAUCGAUCAAGAGACUUUGGAACUAUUAGAGGAAUUUUGUAUGGAGCGUUUUGGAAAUGAAGAAAAGUAUAUAUUCUACAAUAUUAUCAAGGAAUUCUUGCAGUGGACUGAAGAAACCAAAGCAAAAAAACGUCAGCACUUUUCACAAAGCGGAGAAUACCCAUUACCCCAGGAAGCUUCACCAGCGACCCGAAGUAAGUCCCAAGUCAAAGAACCUUCAAAUGAAAGUCGGAAAGGGAAAUUAGAUCUUUCCAAAUUUUCUCAUCCUAGUUACGACGUUAAAUAUAUCAACGGCCAUCCGAAGGUUCGCAUCGUAGAUGUUGGAUUUAAGACAACGCUGUCUGAUCGACGAAAAAGGCUAACACGAUCCGUCACGCAAGAAAAAUUUCCUGACUUGGAGCGUCUGCGGAAAUUGAUACGGGAACAACCUUCCACGUAUCGUCGUGCCACACUUCAACUUAAUUCCAAGGCAGGUCACCUGUCAUUUGCCGUUGUAUCAGAUACGAUUACCCCAGAUAUCAAAAUCAGUGGACGAGUCAAAGGAGCAUUCGACAUGGACCAAGUUGUCGUUAAAGCGCUAAAUAAGCUGUCUAUUUCAAGUGAUGGUCUUCCCAGUUCCCGAGGAAAAUUUGUAGGUGUGAUGCAACCCAUAAUCAGCCAUAAUGAACGACAGUUUGUGUGCAGGAUCGAUCCCGAGAACACUGACGUAAUGAUUCCAAUCAAUAAGUCCGCACCGAAAAUUUUAAUACCAAAUUCAGCAAGAGCUGAAAAAGGAUCCAUCGCUGCAAAAAGGCAAGGUAAACAGAGAGCAAGUGAAAAUGGAGUGGAACGUAAAGAUUUAUCAGAAGAAGAGUGCAUGUUUCUGGUUCAGUUUGUUAAAUGGAUAGCAGGUCGCAAUUAUCCAUUGGGCACAAUAAUCAGAGAACUGCCGCAGCAGCCUACCUUGGAGAAUAACAUGGAAAUUCUGUUUGCAGAGCAUUGCAUUAAAAAGUUGUUCAAUGGAAAGUGUGACGAACAAGUGAAAAGGGAUUUUCCACCAUCUUGGUCAAUCCCACCUAAUGAGGAGCAGAGACGUUUGAAAAUUGAUGGAGCGUUUACGAUUGAUCCUGAGAAUUCCAAAGAUCUAGAUGAUGCACUUUCCGUAGAAAAGCUUGAACACUCAGGAGUAUAUCGUGUCGGAGUUCACGUCGCUGACGUAAGUUACUUUGUGGAGCCUGACACUCCUUUGGAUAAAGAGGCGUUAUUGCGUUGCUCCUCUUACUACCCCGGACAUGGCUAUGAUAGUGUUCCGAUGCUACCACGAGAGUUGAGUGAAAACCAUUGCAGCCUUCUUCACAAUAAAAGCUGUUUGUGUUUGUCAGUUUUUUUUAACAUGGCAGAGGAUGGAAGCCACGUGGGAAACCCUGACAUAAAAGAAACAAUUGUCAAGUCCACUUGUCAGCUCACUUACCCUCAAGCCCAACAAGUUAUUAAUGGUCAGGAUUGCUCAUUCCUGAACGUGCCAAAGGAUACUAUGGAUAAGAUCCGACAGCUUAGUGACCUCGCACAAAAAAUGAGGAAGUGGAGACUUCGACAGGCAGCCUCUGAUCAUUGGUCAAAUAAAGACGAGUCAGGAGAUUACGAAGCACAUGAACUUGUGGAGGAAAUGAUGAUUGCCACCAAUAAGGAAAUAGCUAAAUUUCUCUAUUCACAAUAUAGAAUGAUAACACCUUUGCGGACCCAACUUCCCCCCAAAGAGCACAGAUUAACUAGCUGGCUCAAACAAUUCGGGAAAUUCAUAAAGUUGUCCUUGUUUCCACACGCCGUUUAUUCUGAUGAAGAACUGCAGAGAAUGACAAAAGAUGAGGGCAUUUCAGAAUUGCCAAAACUCAUGGUGCAAAAGUCCGUGUGGUUUGAUCUUUUUAGUGCUGCAGAAUCACUAGACAAAGUCAAGCUUCGCCAGCUGACUUUCAAUGAGAAGGAUCACUCUCAGUUGGCCAUCGCCAAAAGGCAAUUUGAGUUUAUUAAACAGAAGGCUCGAUACGUCUGCGAAGGAGAUCCAGAUGAAGAUCCAGAUGAAGCGAAGGGGAUGCCUGGCCACUUCUCUCAGAGAAUGGACCUCUAUACACACUUCACGUCACCUAUUCGACGAUACAUUGAUAUAGUGGUACACAGACUCGUCUUGAAUUUGAUAUCUGAGCGUAGCACGGGAGCACCCUCGACGGAUCGAGUUGCUGAGAUCUGUCGUCGUUCCACGUUCGCUAGUGCGAAUUCCAAACUCUUCAAAAAGGCAUGUAAUGAGGUUCACCUGGCAGCAAAACUCAGGGAAAAAAGCCACGAGACAACAGCAGUCGUUUCGACGAUCGAAGAUAGGAAAAUAAGGCUGGAAAUUACAAAACAAGAAUACGAUCAGGUCGCGAAAAGACAGAGAGAAAUCAAACUGAGCACUUUACAACCAUUUAGUGCUAAACAUGGUGGCUCCGAGGAAAUUGUACUUACUUGGAAGCUGAGACUUUACAUUGCUCCGGAGGGAAACAUCACGGAGAAACUUGAUCGUGAAAGAGAAAAGGUUUCCAUCCUUUUAUCUCAGGAAUUGCCAGAACGGGAAGUCUAUUACUUUCCAGGAGAAAGGUGGGAAAAGCUUUUGAAAGCACUUCAACAAGAAAACUUUGAACUCGUUACCUUGCUAAUUAGAGAGAUGGAUCAGCUUACCAGACCCCAAGAACAGAAUAACUUUCGCAAUGGUGGAAAACUUGGGUCAAAUAUGGAGCAUACCCAUGAGAAACAGAUUUCUCUGAAGAAAUUUGAUACUGUAAAUAUUCAGCUCACUGCACAUAUGACACACGGGGUUUUCCACCCAGAAAUUCAACUCUUCAAGAUUACCCCUGGUGUCCACAUUUGCGUCGAGCACCGCAAAUAUCCAAGGGAAUGUUUUACUAACGCACCAUGCUAUCAAAUCUCUGGGAAGUACUCGACUUUAGCUGAUUACAUCGCAGCCUGGGAACCCGUACUUGAUUUGGAAGCUGCAACAGUGGCUGUGAACGAGAACGAUGAAUUAACCAUACACAAUUUGGAUGUCAGGUGGAAGAUGAAUAGCAGUGGAAACCAAGAAGGCUUUUUCAGCCUUUUAAGUGAGUAUUGCAAAAGCCGUCAUAUCAAUAUUCAUGAAGGGGAUUUUGUUUGUGUCAGGGUGGAGGAAGAGAUGUACAUGGCUAAAUCAAGCUUCGUAACAAGUGAGGGGAGCAAAUCAGAGAUGGAUUUAGAUCUAGAAAACGAAGGGGAACUCGCCAUGACGCAGUUAAAAAGCACCCCAUCCUUAGAGAGCAACUCGAGUCGCAGUUCUAGGUCAAGUAUUUGGGUGGGACACUGUAUUAUUAGGGAAGCUCAAUUGAGUGAGGAAUCGAAAAUAGUGUCAGUGAGGAUAAAUCUCUGUCAGGCAGCGUCAGAAUUUCCCAAAGAGCUGUUGAUUGGAGGUAUUCAACGCCUGAGUACGUUAACAAUUAUUCAUCGACCUCCUAUCCACAGACGAAUGUCUGCAGUCCUCAGUCGGGGGCUUAAAAAUGCUCCCGAAGUAGUCGAGGCGAUAUGCUUGGGGCAUGAGCUUAGUCAGGGGGAUUUCGAGUUGCCGCCUUUCUCUGACCUUUCAAUUUCGGUAAAGGAUCCGAAAUGCCGAUUAGAGCCCUUGAAUAAGUAUCAGAACGACGCUGUGACAGACGCACUUGUGAAACCAUUUUCCCUCAUCCAGGGCCCUCCAGGUACUGGCAAGACAGUGACCGGCGCUCACAUAGCCUAUUGGUUCGCAUAUCAAAACAGGACAACUAUUUCACAACCAGAUCAGAACUCGAUUGAAUCAGACAAAGCAAACAAAUUAAUACCAUCAUCACAAGUCAUUUACUGCGGUCCCUCUAAUAAGUCCAUUGAUGUGGUGGCAAAAAUUAUGCUCCAAAUUCCUGAACUCAAAAUUCUUCGAGUCUAUAGCAAUUUAAAGGAGCAGGCUGAGUUUCCACUUCCUAACAAACCUAAACCUCUAAGAAGUUCCAACGACGAUGAUGAAGCUCAAGAAUUGGAUGAAAAACUGAAAGAAGUGGCGCUACACCACGUCAUUCGUGCAGAUGCGUGUCCAUUCGCUUAUGAGCUAAAGGAAUGUGAAAGAAAAUUUGUACAAGAUGAGAAGAAAGGUUUAAGGACCGCAGAUAAACACGUAGACAGCUACCGUGAGCUUAUUGAACAGGCUGAGAAAUGGGCAUUUCAGUCGACAGGUGUGCAGGUUAUCUUGUGCACAUGCGCAGUUGCUGCCAAGUCUAGUAUAAUCAAAUCAUGCAGAGACAAUAUCAAGCAGUGUAUUGUGGAUGAAUGUGGUAUGUGCAUGGAACUUGAAUCACUCUUGCCAAUCGCGUUCUUAGCACCGCAGCAAAUAGUAUUGAUUGGUGAUCACAAACAGUUACAGCCCGUCAUUCAUGACAAAAAGGCACAAAAUCUAGGCCUUCAAGUUUCGAUGUUUGAAAGGCUCUCUGGGCAAGCCAAGAUGCUACAGCUUCAAUACAGAAUGCACGAGGAAAUAUGCAAAUUUCCCUCAGAGUACUUUUAUAAAAGUCAGCUGAAAACGGAUCCAUCAGUAAAGAGAAAGGGUACUGCUCUGAAAUCCUUUUGGCCUGUUGCAAAGGUUCCUAUGGCAUUUUGUCAUGUUGUGGGGGAGGAAGAGAUUACCGCCAUUAAGACAGCACUUAGCAAUGAGCAGUCGAAAGCCAACGUCAAAGAGGUCGAAAAAGUAGUGCACGUGGCGAAAUGCCUUAUCAACAUUAAAGGGGUGUCCUCGUCAAACAUCGCUAUUCUAUCACCUUACAAAGAACAGCAGGCCAGAAUAAGAAAAGCGCUGGCUGAAAAAUCACAGUGCAAAGACAUCUAUGUUACAACUAUCGCAAAGAGUCAAGGAAGUGAAUGGGAUUACGUCAUAUUAUCUCUGGUGCGUUCACUGAGUGAUGAUGAUCUCGACGCAGAGCCAUCAAUGUAUUGGGUCCGUGAACAUCUGGGAUUUUUAGCAGACGAGCAUUUAAUGAACGUAGGGCUCACAAGAGCGCGCAAAGGGCUUUGCAUUAUCGGUAACAAGAACUUACUUAAACAUCACUCCAUGUGGAAGGACUUGAUAGAAUCCUUCGAAAAAAGACACUGCGUGGUCAAUGAAUCUACAUGGCCGAAGAACUAAACAUAUUAUCCAACGUGGAACAUGUAAAGCAUCAGAAAGUCAAAGAAACUUUAAAAUAGGUUCCAAAACAAUGAUUUUACUCCAAAUACUAUCGCGUAGGUAAAAUAUUAAACAGUGUAUUUUCCGAAAUCAAGCCAUAGACAGCCUCAACUUAAUGCCAGACAGAAAUUAUAAAACAAAGAAAGGUCGUAGAAAGACUGAGUAACGUACUUUAAACGACCUAAAGCUCCCGAUAAAGGCGUGGAAAUUGUGUGGUUAUUUAACAACUAUACUAAAGUCGUGUGUCGGUAAUGUUAUGGAAGUAAUUAAGUGUUAUUGAAAGAAUCUUUCCAGGCGUCCGUUUGUGAUUUUGUUUGAAGUAUAAUUGUACUUUUAAAGGAAACCAUUUGUGGUUUUUCUAUUACAUAUAAUUUGAUCAUUCUCUAACGGUUGUAUCUCUUUAAUUAUCUUAGUCCUGAUUUGAAGUUGGAUUUGCACAUUUUUCAACGCAACUUGUUCAUAAUUACUGCCAGUAUUCAGAGAAUAAUUCAUGGGCGCGCGUAGAUCUGGAAUGUCUCUUCGAGUGUUUAACUCGAUAGCUCACGAGUGAGAUCUCGGUUUGAAUACGAGAAGAGGAAUUUCAUGUCUACAAGUAACCAUGUAUUAUUUUGUUUAUCAUGUAAACACAAUAGCCCUUUAAUGACAAGAAAAGAAAACUUUU
Messenger RNA from Pocillopora verrucosa, 6895 nucleotides. The record is from RefSeq and is a predicted model, not a curated record. Lineage: Eukaryota; Metazoa; Cnidaria; Anthozoa; Scleractinia; Pocilloporidae.